AUGACCCUCACUCGCCCAGAUUUGCGGACGGAAUCCCCUACUCCGUCUCAGACCUCCCCCCAGGAGGAUCCCCUCCGCCUAGCGGCAUUGCCCCCGGCAGACCGUUCCCAGAUGAUCUGGGACGAGGAUGAGGAUGACAAAGGGGUGGUCAAAAAGAUGUGGCGCAGACUUCGUCGGCGAGUUUAG
This is a messenger RNA of Penicillium subrubescens, 186 nucleotides long. RefSeq lists its product as uncharacterized. Lineage: Eukaryota; Fungi; Ascomycota; Eurotiomycetes; Eurotiales; Aspergillaceae. The record is from RefSeq and is a predicted model, not a curated record. Bases 1 to 186 code for a protein of 61 amino acids. The transcript has a single exon.